Messenger RNA from Colletotrichum paranaense, 1020 nucleotides. RefSeq lists its product as uncharacterized. The coding region runs from base 1 to 1020 and encodes 339 amino acids. Lineage: Eukaryota; Fungi; Ascomycota; Sordariomycetes; Glomerellales; Glomerellaceae. The transcript has 3 exons. Gene Ontology annotation, cellular component: membrane. The record is from RefSeq and is a predicted model, not a curated record.
AUGGCUUCCGUCGCGGUUACGGCCUUUGCCGCCUUAUCGUCCACGCCGAAAGUCGAAGAGGCCCUGUCGGGAAUCUUUGGCAGCAUUAGCUUGACCGCGUGGAUAUGUCUUCUCCUUCCCCAGCUUCUCACAAACUACAAGUCGCAAAGCGCUGAUGGCUUGUCCAUGGGCUUCUUGAUCAUCUGGUUGAUCGGCGACGUGACGAAUCUCAUGGGCGCUCUCUUCACCCACCUCGCUCCGACGGCCGUCGCCCUCGCAAGCUACUUCUGCUUCGCCGACCUCGUCCUAAUCUCCCAAUGCGUCUACUACAACACCAAGAACGCCCGCCGCGCAUCCUCCCGCCGCCGCUCCUCCGCGCCCGUCACCGCCACCGGCGCGAACCCGACCGAAGCACGGGAAGAUGAACCCCUCCUCUCAAACUCAGCACAGCGCCGCCGUAGCUCGUCCGCGGCGGCCGGUCUCCCCGGCUCGCAGCGCCGUCACGCCCACCACGAGGAGAGUUCGCUCGACCCCCUGCGCAAGAUGGUCACCGGCGAGGACGAGACACCCGACAGCAACCCCUGGCUCCACAACACCCUGAGCAUCCUCGCGGUAUACCUCGUCGGCGCGGCGGGCUGGUUCCUCUCCUACAAGGCCGGCGCGUGGGACGCCCCCGACAACGACACCGGUGCGGGCGCGGGUUCCCCCGCCGCGGCGGACGGCACCUGGGAGAAGAUUGGUCUUGCGCUGGGCUACUUUAGCGCCGUGUGCUACCUCUGCGCGCGCAUCCCGCAGAUUAUCAAGAAUUACAGGGAAAAGUCUUGCGAGGGGCUCGCGCUGCUGUUUUUCUUGUUGUCGCUUACGGGGAACCUGACGUACGGCGCAAGUCUUGUUGCAUUUAAGCAGGAUCGGGCGUAUUUGCUCAACGCGCUGCCGUGGUUGUUGGGGUCGUUGGGCACGAUGGUGGAGGAUUUUGUGAUUUUUGGGCAGUUUCACAUGUAUGCGACUAAGAGGGAGGGGAAGAGGGAUGAUGAGGCGUAA